GGGAAGUUCCCGCCCUCGUUUUCUGAUAAAUGCCUCCAUCCAUUGUUGUUGCAUCUAGAACUGGCUGAUCUGCGUUGACCUUCUAUUUGGGCAUAUGAAGUCGCAGAGCAACAAGGCAGGGCCUUCGAUGUCGCCCCUGUCCAGGAGCCAUGGACGCUUUGACUACGAUGUAUUCUUGAGCUUUCGAGGAGAAGACACCCGCCAUAAUUUCGCCGGCUUGCUCCGUGAUAUGCUUUAUCUACAGGGCAUACACGCCUUUUUUGAUGAGGAAGAUUUGCACAAGGGACAGAGGAUUGAGGAGAUAUUGGAGGCGAUAAGCAGGUCCAAGGUAUUGGUUCCCAUCUUCUCGCAGCGCUACGCUGAAUCUAAGUGGUGUUUAAGAGAAGUUGCCAAAAUGGUGGAAUCUUGUCAUCAUGGUGGGCAAGAGAGCCUCAUCAUUCCUAUCUUCUUUGAUGUGAAUCCGGCCGACGUGCGACAUCAGAGUGGCCCAUUUGAAUCUGCCUUCCAGAAGCACGAGACGAAAAGCUGGAGGAAUAUCUUCGGCGAGGUCGAUGAAUGGAAGAACGCACUGCUAUACGUUGGAGGAAUUUCUGGCUUUCAUCUUAAGAAUGGGUGUUUCAUGCUUCUCCCACCUUUUCUACUUCCAUCAUUCUAAUACUCAAAUAUUCUUUUCCUGUAUCUGUAUGCAAAUGUUAAUGAGGACUAUUAGGAAGUUAAAGAACUAGGAACCCAUACAUUCAUCCGAUUAGACAGCUUACAAGAUGCUGUUAUUUAUCAUUUUUCGUUUUCUGAUAACCGUGGCUCACAGAGAUCGGCAUAAGAGGUGGAGGAAGGGUGGUAUAGUUUAUGGAUACCGCUACUACCACUUAUCUUCUGGUUAGCCAAAUGUUGGUGGCGGUCUCUGUUAUCCCAAUGUAUAUUUCUCCAAAGUGAGGAACAGAAGAAGGAACUUACAAUCUUGAAUCAAUGUUUAAUUUCUACCCAUUCCCUGCCGUUUAAUAUCCCUUUUCAGUCUUAACAGGAUAUGCGUGAUCUUUUCUCUUUGCUAUCCAUCAGCCGGAAUAUGGAUUUUCUAUGUUCUCUCAAUUUCUCAAAGUUGUGCUUAGGCACGUGGUUGAUUAAGAGUAUUGUGAUUCCGAAUCAAAUCCGCUGGGAGAUGGUCUCCUCCACCUUUUAUUGCCAGAGAAUGAAAGAUAAGAUUGUUAUCCACCUCAUGAAGUUGUCUCUAAUUGAGAUUAAGGUUACUAUGUUUUGCAGAAACCAAAGGGAGCUUAUCAAGUCAAUUGUUGCAGAGAUUCAGAAGGUUUUACCAGCUGACAGGCUCCUUGAUGAAGGGGAAUACAUUGUUGGUCUUGAGCACCGUGUGAAAGAGAUGAUGAAGCGCUUGGACUUUGAAGCAAAAGAUGUCCGGAUCAUUGGAGUCCAUGGUAUUGGCGGUAUAGGGAAGACAACCCUUGCAAAGGCGGUGUAUAACAGAAGCCAUCGCUUCUUUGAAGCUAGUAGCUUCAUCGAAAAUGUAAGGGAAGAAUCGAAAUCCAAAGGUCUCGUCCAGCUGCAGAAACAUCUCAUUCAAGAUAUUUCAAAAGGCAAACACAGAAAAAGGAUAAGUAACAUAAGUCAAGGGACCCAAAUGAUUAUGCAAAUGGUUGGUAGUAAGAGUAUUCUUCUUGUUCUUGAUGAUGUCAAUGAACAAGAGCAGCUCGAUGCAUUGGCUCGCAAGAUAAGCUGGUUCCAUUCAGGAAGCAGAAUCAUCAUCACUACAAGGCAAGUGAAGAUCCUCAAGCUCGCAGGAUUGCCGGCCGAAGCUGUUUAUAUGGUUGAGGAAUUGCGUGAGGAAGAAUCGCUUCAGCUAUUCAACUAUCACGCAUGUGGAGACGAACAGCCCAAACAGGAAUACACCAAAAUUAUCCAAGGAAGUCGUAUCAAUUAGCAAUGGGCUACCAUUAAUUCUCCGAGUAUUCGGAUCACUUUUUAAAACAGCAGAAACACCAGAAGAGUGGAACAAAUUGCUGGAAGACUUAAGACUUCGUCAAGAUAGCAAAGUUCAUGAAAAAUUAAGAAUAUGUUAUGACAGUAUGAAUGACAAUGAGAAGCUAAUCUUUUUGGAUAUUGCAUGCCUUCUUGUCAGGAAAAAUGUGGAGGAUGCGAUAUAUAUGUGGGAAGAUCAUAACGUUUCACCUAAUCUAGCUAUAAGGAGCUUGCAAAAUAGGUCCCUUGUUAGGAUUAACAAGGGAAAGUUUGAAAUGCAUGACCAAAUAAGAGACAUGGGAAGGGAAAUCGUUCUAAGGGAAAGUCUCUUUCUUCCCAGAAAUCGCAGCAGGCUGUGGCGUGAAAGAGACAUAGUGGACUCUCUAAGGAACUCUCAGGGAAGCAUGACUGAAGGGAUCAUUCUCAACUUACGUGAGGGAAGCGACACAAGAUUAAGCACCGAAGCCUUUUUAUUGAUAUCCGAACUCAGAAUACUCCUUAUCAACUCUGCCAUCUUUGGUAAUUGUGACUUUAGGCAUUUUCCUGCAAGCCUGAAAUGGUUAGAAUGGAAAGGAUGCCCCUUGGAAACAUUUCCACUUGAAAGCAAGUUUAAAAGCGUUGUGGUCCUUAACCUGUCCCGGAGUUUUAUCAGCCAAUUGUGGAAUUGAACAGCAUCAUGCUCAAAAUCUACCAAAGAGUUGUAUGAAGGACUAAAAGUCCUUGAUCUCUCCUGCUGUGAUUGUCUCAAUUGCACUCCCAAUUUUGCAGUGGCGCCAAACUUAAAGAAGCUGAUACUUGACGAAUGCAGCAACUUGAAAGAAGUCGAUGAUUCAAUUGGGUUUCUGAAAAAAUUGGUGUUUCUUAGCAUGAGGGAGUGUGUUUCCUUGGAGAAAUUACCCAACAAAAUAUAUGAGUUGAGUUCUCUUGCAGUUUUCAAUCUCGAAGGAUGCCACAAGCUUGUUGCUUUUCCACAAUUUCUGGCAGGAUCGGAUUCCACGGGAGACUUGCAUGGUGUGAUGAACAAUCAACCCACUUCUAGGCAACUGACAAAUUUCAUGAGAGGUCUUUCCAAUCUCGAGGAGCUCAUCUUGAGAGACUGUGAAAGCCUUGAAUUUCUACCUCGCCUUCAUGAGUUUCAUUCUUUAAGAAGCCUGCACAUAGAUGGUUGCCAGGGCCUUAACCGCAUCAGGAAAUAUUUGUUUGAGAAUGUGGCAGUUAGAGAGUGGGAUGAACUCAGUGUUUCUGGAAGUGAAACGCAGUCUUCGAAGCAAGAAUUUUCUUUCAUGGUUCCGAUCGGAUCUAUUAAUGAUCCCUUACUUUUGCAGCAGCUACAGUGCCAUGGUUAUGGUGAUCCAUGCGAAGAAGGGACCAUGACAUUACAUGUUCGUUAUGAGGAUAUAGCAAAUAAUUGGUUGACCUUAGAUACUAUAUUUGAAGCUCGCUGUGACUAUUCCAUUUAUGAGGACAAUGCGUAUGGCUAUUGCUACACAAUCUGUUUUGGUAGGAACGAUCAGAUAAAUGAGGCCCCAAGGGGAGAAACCGUAAUUAUGAAGGUUACAACUGUGAACAAUUGUAAGCUGACAAAAGUUGAUAUCAAACUUCAAAAAAGUAGCAGGUUUAGUGGUGAGAACAUGAUGAAGCCAUACAUCAGCAUAUCUAGAAGGGAAGCUUUUAUGAGUCCACCGACUUCAGUAAAUCCAUCAUCAUCAAGGAAAUUUGAGUUUGAAUUCUCUACAUUCUUCAGUGCCUAUCAAGCGGAUAAACUCGAAGUCAUUGAAUAUUCAGCAACGCUUGAUGCUCGUAUCACUCAAAUGAUGUGGCGACUGCAUGCCCAAUGUGGAGAACAAAUGUUCCACUUUGGGUGGACUAUUGAGGAACUCAUCAUCCUUACCUUGAUCUUUGGUGAUACCGAAGUUUCAUGGUAUGAGCAAUGGCAUGAAACGAUGUUGCCACGACAAGCAAGGGAUAGAGUUUGUCAUACGGUACCUGCUCUUGUGAAAACAGCAAUUUAUGACAAAAUGAAAGUUCUCGAUAUCUCUCAUUGUAGGUUUCUUGUUAGGACACCUGAUUUUGCACGAACCCCAAAUUUGGAAAAGUUGAUUCUUGACCAUUGUGGAUCCUUACUUGAAAUCGGUGAAUCCAUUGGACAACUGAAGAAGCUUAUCCUACUUAACAUCACUCGAUGUGCAAAACUGCUUGCGCUACCUUGCGCUAUUUUGCAACUGAAUUCCCUUCGAGUACUCAGCCUUGAACGUUGUUCAGCAAUCAAGUUCCUACCGGAAACUUGUUCUCGUAUAUGGAAGAGUCACAUGAUGCAUGUAGGUUUGGAGGCGCUACAAGAGCUCGUACUUGAUUAUUGCACUUUAAGAGGAAUGCCAUACUAUGUUGGAGGACUUCAGUGCCUGCGUCGCCUAUCCUUGAGAGGUUGCUAUUCACUUGCAUCUCUACCACUUUCUAUUGGAAGUUUAGUGGUACUAGAGGAGCUGAAUGUGGCAGAGUGCUCAAAGCUCUUCAGUAUCCCUGGCUUGGAGAAAUUGAGAUCACUAAAAGUCGUGCAUAUGAACGGCUGCGAUCAUCUCGAUCUCGAACAGAUUCAUAGGCAGUUGAAGGUCUUUCAGGAUCUCGAGGCAUUUAGCAUUUCCAUUGCAACUUGGAACGUCAUCAACACAUCUUUUCUCUCUCCGAUAGACUUGGGCAAGAGCAGCAGGAUAUCUUUUCCCUUUCCGAGAGGAGGGCGCGUGGGCAGGGAGCCCCUGUAUGUUGAACAAAUCAAUGUCGCAAUUGGAGGAACACUGGGUUAUGGAAGAAUCAAUCUUGAGAUCAAAACUACAGAAGAAAAUGUUCUACAUGUUGAUGCCCUGCCUUUAUCAAAACUACAUGUUGAUGCCCUGCCUUUAUCAAAACGUUCAAGCAGAGAUGUAUCAAAAUUUGAAGCCGAGCAAUUAUCAGCGAAGACUCAGGCCCCUUGUAGACAAACCUUUUUACAAACGUUCAAGCAGAGGUGUAUCAAAAUUUGAACCCGAGCAAUUAUCCGCGAAGACCCAGGCCCUUGUAGCCCCAGUUAACGCCCCAGUUAACUGUUACAGAGCCUGGUUUAGGAUGGAUGAUGAGGUAAAUGAGCGCCUAAGGGUGGAGGCAGCAGCAAGUACUGAUGAUGCCACUAGCGUUGGAGUGCUGCACGUAUCUUGCACAGAACCAUCGUUCUGGCUGCAACGAGGUGAUAUAUGGUUUCGCCAACGUCUCACACCAAAAUUCAGGGGGUUGCGAUCACCAGAGGAUGAUGGCACAGCGAGCAAAAAGCUAAAAAUUGAAGGCUCUCCUUAAUUUGUGCACCGCAGGUGACUAUUGCCUACAUUAGUUGCCUUGUUAUCCAAUGGACGAAAUUUCACCCUCAUGCAUGUGUCUCGUCUUCUCUUCUGCCAAUUUUGAUAAUACCAAAAAGUUCACGAUCGGUACAAAUCAUGAGCUUUUCUGAGAAAAAUGAGAAUUAUUAUGAGUACUAAAGAGGUUGUAUGUGCAUGCUGUAACAUAUGCAUGAGCUAGUAUUAUUCGUUCCCUUUUUGUAACGCAUUGCACAAUCUUAUUUAUUUAUUUCUGUUUAUUUUGACUGACGAUCUGAGAUCUAGAUCAAUACCUUUCUUACGGUAAAAU
Messenger RNA from Nymphaea colorata (pocket water lily), 5619 nucleotides. RefSeq lists its product as uncharacterized. NCBI's taxonomy places the organism in Eukaryota, Viridiplantae, Streptophyta, Magnoliopsida, Nymphaeales, Nymphaeaceae. The coding region runs from base 2835 to 4985 and encodes 716 amino acids. The transcript has 5 exons. The record is from RefSeq and is a predicted model, not a curated record.